Messenger RNA from Octodon degus (degu), 2848 nucleotides. It is a transcript of the gene Tal2, whose product is annotated as TAL bHLH transcription factor 2. NCBI's taxonomy places the organism in Eukaryota, Metazoa, Chordata, Mammalia, Rodentia, Octodontidae. The record is from RefSeq and is a predicted model, not a curated record. The coding region runs from base 188 to 517 and encodes 109 amino acids. Gene Ontology annotation, molecular function: DNA-binding transcription factor activity, RNA polymerase II-specific; RNA polymerase II cis-regulatory region sequence-specific DNA binding; protein dimerization activity. Gene Ontology annotation, biological process: regulation of transcription by RNA polymerase II. The transcript has 3 exons.
GGGCUCCUGUCCUUGGCAAGGAGGUGCGGGGCUGCUGCAGGGCCAGGCGCUGAGCUGCCUUAGAGCAGGCCGCCCCCAGGGCAAGGCUGCUGGUGAAGCGAGCUCACCCAGAGGUUUUCCAGAGAGCGGUAUCCACAGCAAGUGCACUGAUGUAAUACAGCCCCAGGAACUGUGCAGAAACAGAGACAUGACCAGGAAGAUCUUCACGAACACCAGGGAGCGGUGGAGGCAGCAGAAUGUCAACAGUGCUUUCGCCAAGCUAAGGAAGCUCAUCCCCACUCACCCUCCAGACAAAAAGCUCAGCAAGAAUGAAACGCUUCGCCUGGCCAUGAGGUAUAUCAACUUCCUGGUCAAGAUCUUGGGGGAACAAAGCCUGCCGCCUCCGACGGGAGUGGCUGCUCAGGGGAACAUUCUGGGCCUCUUCCCUCAAGGAGCUCACCUGCCAGAACUGGAGGAUGACACUGUACUCAGUGACUACCAGGUGUCUUCACCUGGCCCAAGCCACCACCUUCCAUAGGGUGGCUCUGGCAGCCCCACCCGCACUCCCAGAAGCACUUGCUCAGGAGUCACUGGCAGAGGACAGCCCUGGCGUGUUCCAGAGUCACACUGAAGAAUAGUUUCUGAGGUACGGAUCUGGGCUUCGUGGGCGAUGGCUCAGGGACAGCUGCCAAAGCUGAGAAAAGCCCAUAGAGAUCCUCACCCAGAUUCCAUCCACAGCUGAGACUUCGGACAGAACAGCCUGCUUCUCCUGUUGUAUAAAUCCAGGUUAGGCAUAAAUAUUUGCAGAAGAAAAAAAGGUUUAAAAAUCUACCAUUUUAAUCUUUGUCUUCAAUAAUAAGAAAGGAGUUUUCUCAGAAUAGAUCUCACAUGAAUAAGCAGAGUGUGUUUUUCUCAGAACAUAUUUAAAUGUUUUGAAAAAUGAGACUAUUUGAUCAAAGGCAAACAAAAUAAAUCUUAAGAUUGAUGAGUGUAAAGGUAGUCCCAGCUGACAGCAGCCUGCGAGAUGCGUGGGAAAAUUGGUGAAGAAAGUCCCUCCUGAGGAACGGGAUUACAUUCCUCCUCCUGACAAAUGUGUUCUUUAAAUUCUACAGAAAUGUGAGGUGUGUACUGAUAGGGAGCCAUUUAUACAUGUUAACUCUGAGCCAAAUGGUGGAUUGCAUCAGUGCAAGGAGAAGGCUUGAUAAUUUAUCAGUGAGAGUUCACGGUUUUGUUAUUUUUUAAAAAGUUAGCUUUAUGGUAAGUCAGCAAGCUGCUUAGUUUCCUAUGUCAGGUGUUAAAAUUUUUAACUCAGGCUGAGUUCCAGCUGAUUUAAAACCUGUAAAAUCCAAUUCUAAUUAGGAAAAUUCAAACAUUACCAUUUAAUGGUUCAUUUAACAACUUAGUUUAAUAAAAAAAAAUUACAAUAAACAAUAGAAAUAUAAUACCAGACACUAAUGAACUAAAUGAACUAAUGAAUUUGGAAUUUGCCUUCUCUUCUGUAGAGCGGAAGCUUAAUCUUAGCUGGGGUGGGGAUUGUACCCCAAAAGUCAUUGAAACCACAUGGAUCUGGCAGAAUUCACUGCCACACACCAUUGUGAUAUUGAUGGUAUUUGGAUUCAAAGAUAAAUCCUUUAAUUGAGCUGAAAAUGCAAAUAAUGCCAUUUAAUUAUCUCCUAGACAUUUUAUUUUCCCCAAAGUUCUUGACAGUACAUUGGUUUUAAAAUCUUCUGAACCCCACAUCAGAUAUCUGUGUUUGUGAGAUUAGGAAUUCCACUGCCUGGAUAGUGGAAUUUAUGAUACUUUAGAAAGAAGGUAUUUUAUUUAUGAAUGCACCAAAAUGAGGCUUCCUGGUUUGGUGGCGAGAAAAAAAGCUGGGUGAGUCUUUCAUAAUUUUAUUCCCCCUAACAGCAAGGUCAUCAGCUCUUUUGGAUCUAAAUGGCUUUUACACUUGUUACGCAGGGCUUCCUUCUGGAUCCUUUGUUUAACCUGUGUCAGUGAACUCCUGCAAAGACCCAGGGUAGCUCAGGGAAACAGAGCACACAGAGAACAGGGAUUUCCCUCUGAAUAUGCACAUAGUUCUCUCCACGUCUUGGAUGGAUUCAAGCUUGUCCUCAAAUUAUCGGGUGACAGUACAUUUCAGAGUUUCUAAGAGUUAGCACUUUAGUGUUAUUAUUCAUUCUCAUCUGGUCUUACAUCAAAAUAACACUCUUUAUUUGGUGCUGGGAAUCAAACUCAGGACCUUGUACUUGCCAGGCAGGCGUUGUACUGCUGAGCUAAAUCCCUGGCCCUAAAAUAACUUUUAACAGUAUUUUUAAAAUUAGCUUUAUUUUAACAUGUAGCCAAGGGAAACACAAAGCACCAAUGUACCUGAAUACGGACAAGGUUUCUUGCUGUACCCAGGAUGAGUUUGGGGUCCUCUUGCUGUGGUCCUGGUCUGGGUACACAAAGAGGACCUUUCCUGACAUAUAAGGGAGAGGUCCUGAAAAGAUGAGGAGAUUGUGCUGUCAUUAACUUUAUGGCAGUGAUAAUUAAAGAAAUUUUCAGGAAAUUCUUUGAUAAAUGAAUAAACUGUUACCAUGUUACUCUUUGAAUUUACUUCUUAAAAUAUUUUUUUUGCCACCUUGAACCUUUUUUUGUACAUAGGAAAGUGACUGUUAAAAAGAAUUAUCAUCACAUGUGUACCAAAACCUUGAUAAGAUAUUCAGGUGACAGGAAUCUAAUUCAAAAAGUGCUCUAGCAUCCUCUUUGAUGUCUAUACUUAGCACUUGAUUAUUGAAGUAAUAAGAAUUCAUAGUUUAUCCAGGAAUGGUGGUACAUGGCUACAACCCCAGCACUUAGAAGUUGAUCACUGUGAGUUUGAGUCCAACCU